ACAAGCACAAAUGCAGCUGAAGACCUGUGGUAUUUAAACAGGAGCAGAGAGCAAAGCCUUCUCAAUCUUCCAAUCUCGUCAGAAACAACAGGAGCUAUUGCCCAGCCGCCCUGGGAAAUGCGUCUACGUUCAACUGGGUCACCGUUGUUACUUCAGAACCAUUGAAGAUUAAACGCUAUAGUUCCGAUCCCCUGCGAUCGCACAUUAUAAGGAAGUCACAUCAUAGCAGCGCCAUUCAAACCAAUGGGACCGGAAUCAUGUUAUAGCCAAUACAGGUAAACUUCUAAACAUCGUGGCUCCUCUCUUUCGCCUUGGGCCCCAAACAGCAGCUGCACUACAACCUUUCGCUUGUUGUUGGAAAUUAUCCGAAAUCCUGAGAGGAUAGAUUUCUGACCCAUAGAACCAUUGGGUUUCAUAUAAAUAGAGUCAGAAAGAAUUAAUUCUUUCACACAUUUUUGUUCUGUGUUAUAUCCAUCAACUGACUGCAUAAACUGAAAGAAUACAAACCACCAAAAUGGGCUUUAAAUGGCACGUUUUAGUUUGUUUCAUCACUGCUAUUUUAGUGGAACAAACCCAUGAGGGACUUAUUAAGAAAGUUAUUAGACAGAAGAGAGACAUUUUGCAGCCAAAAGAAGAAAAUAUCACUUUACCACUUGGAACACAGCCUAUAAACUUCAACCACGUCUACAACAUCAACGUUCCUCUUGGCUCCCUUUGUUCAGUGGACUUGGAAUCCCCUGAUGGCAUUGCAAGACCCAAAGCUGACUCCAGUGACCAACACAUAGAGCAGACAGUUGAUGGUGAAAAUCAAAUUGUCUUUACUCAUCGAAUCAACAUCCCACGUCAGGCCUGCGGCUGUGCGGCAGGGCCAGAUAUCCGUGACUUACUCAACAGGCUGGAGACAUUGGAAAAUCAUGUAUCCUUAUUACGUGAUCAGUGUGCUAAUGGAGGAUGCUGUGGAAAUGGUGCACAGCAAGGAAGAGGUCGUAUUGAUGUAAAACCUUUCUGUGGUGCACAUGGAAACUACAGUACAGAUAGCUGCGGCUGUUUAUGUAACCCAGGCUGGAAAGGAGAAAAUUGCACAGAACCUGACUGCCCAGAAAAUUGCAAUGAAAGAGGCACCUGCAUUAAUGGCAAAUGCUUGUGUGAAGAAGGUUUCACCGGUGAAGACUGUAGCAUCGAAGUAAUCUGCCCUAAUGACUGCAGUGAUCAAGGCAGGUGCAUAAAUGGAGUCUGUCAUUGCUUUAGUGGUUACACAGGAGAAGACUGUGGCCAGGAGUUGUGUCGAUUUGACUGUGGUGAAUAUGGAACCUGUAUUAACGGAGUUUGUGUUUGUGAUGAAGGUUAUACAGGUGAAGAUUGUAAAGUGAAGCUCUGCCCCAACAAUUGCAGCAAUCAAGGUAUUUGUAUUAAUGGACAGUGUUUAUGUGAUGAAGGUUUAACUGGGGAAGACUGUAGUGAACUAGCCUGUCUCAACAACUGCUAUAAUCGUGGCCGCUGUGUGGAUGGAGAGUGCAUCUGUGAUGAAGGUUUUACUGAUCAGGAUUGUUCAGAAAUUAUUUGCCCCCAUGAUUGUUAUGACCGUGGACGCUGUAUAGAAGGGGUAUGUUACUGCGACGAAGGCUUCACUGGUGAAGAUUGCGGGGAGCUUGUCUGUGUAAAUAACUGCAGCAACAAUGGUCUCUGCGUCAAUGGACAAUGUGUCUGCAAUGAAGGCUACACAGGAGAAGACUGUAGUGAAUGGGCUUGCCUGAACAACUGCCACAAUCGUGGAGUCUGUAUCGAUGGGGAGUGCAUCUGCAAUGAAGGUUUCACUGGUGAAGAUUGUGGUGAAGUGGCCUGUCCAAAUAAUUGUAACGAUCGUGGACACUGUGAUGAUGGACACUGUAUAUGUGAUGAAGGCUUCACAGGAGAAGACUGCAAUGAGCUCCUCUGUCCAAACAAUUGCAACAAUAAUGGUCAUUGUGUCAACGGAGAGUGCAUCUGUAACGAUGGCUACACUGGAGAUGACUGUGGCGAAUUAGCUUGUCCAAACAACUGCAACAACCGAGGGCGCUGUGUCAGCGGCCAAUGCAUCUGUGAGGAGAGCUAUUCCGGAGAAGACUGCAGUGAGCUGAUUUGCCCCAAUGACUGCUAUGACCGUGGGCAGUGUGUCAACGGCCAAUGCAUCUGCGACGAAGGUUUCGCUGGUGAAGACUGUGGUCAACUGGCCUGUCCAAACAACUGUAAUAACCGUGGCCGCUGUGUCAAUGGUCAAUGUGUCUGUGAUGCUGGUUUUACUGGUGAGGAAUGUGGUGAGAUGGCAUGUCUUAACAACUGUAAUAACCGUGGCCGCUGUGUCAAUGGUCAAUGUGUCUGCGACGAAGGUUUCGCUGGUGAAGACUGUGGUCAACUGGCCUGUCCAAACAACUGUAAUAACCGUGGCCGCUGUGUCAAUGGUCAAUGUGUCUGCGAUCCAAAUUACACUGGUCUAGAUUGUGGAGAUCUGGCCUGUCCUGCAAAUUGCAAUGAUCGUGGGAGUUGCGUGAAUGGUCUAUGUGUCUGCGAUGAAGGCUACAUUGAAGAAGAUUGCUCGGCUGUUUCUCCCCCCAGAAACCUAAAGGUUACUGAAGUGGAUCCUAAAACUGUGGACUUAGAGUGGUAUAAUGAAGUGCGAGUAAAUGAAUAUCUUAUCACCUACACUCCAACUACCCCUGGUGGUCUACAAUUGGAAAUAAGAGUACCUGGAGACCAAAUGUCAUCCACCAUCCAAGGGCUAGAGCCAGGACUUGAAUAUUUAAUCAACGUUUAUGCUAUCCUUAACAACCAGAAAAGCAUUCCUGUCAGUGCCAGGAUAGCAACACAUCUACCCACACCAGAUGGUCUAAGAUUCACGUCCAUUCGUGAGACCUCUGUAAAUGUGGAGUGGGAACCUUUGGACAUUGAGAUUGAUGGUUGGGAUGUCAUUUUCAAAGCUCCAAAAGAAGAAAAUGGAGAAAUUUCCACCAGCCUGAAACAGUCUCAGGUAUCAUUUGUACAGACUGGUCUGGCUCCAGGAGAGGAGUAUGAGGUUAGCCUUCAUGUUGUGAAAAAUAAUACCCGUGGCCCAGCAGCUAAACAAAGACUGACAACAAUGAUUGAUGCACCAAGCCAUGUAGAAGUGAACAAAGUCACAGACUCCACUGCUCACAUUACCUGGUUCAAGCCAGCUGCCCAAAUUGAAGGAAUUAGCCUGUCCUAUGGGAUUCCAAACAGUGAGAUGACAACUAUUGAACUUCCUGACACAGAGACAGCCUAUUCCAUAGCUGAGCUUCACCCAGAUACCGAAUAUGAAAUUUCUCUGGUUUCUAAACGAGGGAACAUGAGAAGUGUUCCGGCUGUCAAUACAUUCACCACAGACCUUGAUGCCCCCAAAAACCUCAGAAAUGAGUCUCAAACAGAUGACAGCAUCACCUUGGUGUGGGAGAAUACGAGAGCCACUGUCGAUAAUUACAAGGUUAAAUAUUCACCACUGGCAGGAGGAGAACACAAGGAAAUCACAGUCGAAAGGAGCAAUCAACCAACCACAAAAAUUAAGAUUCCUGAUCUACAGCCAGGUACUGAGUAUGGUUUUGGAGUUAGUGCCAUUAAAGACUAUCGGGAGAGUGCCCCUGCUACCAUUAAUGUAGCUACAGACUUGGAUAAUCCAAAAGACUUGAAAGUGAUGGAGACAACAGAGAACACAAUUACUCUGACAUGGAAACGGCCACUGGCAGCAAUAGACCAUUACUACAUCAUCUAUAUCUCUUCCACUGGUGAGAAGAAUGAGGAGAUUGUGGCAGCCGAUGCAGUCUCCUACAUUCUGACUGGGCUUGUCCCUGCAACUGAGUACACCAUUAUUGUUAUAGCACAACGAGGUAAACAGAAGAGCAGUGCUUCCACCACCAGUGCUUCUACAGGCCUUGAAGCACUGCGAGGUCUUAAAUUUUCUGAGAUAACUCCCACAACUACCUCAGUGGCUUGGGAAGCUCCUUUAGCUCCCGUUGACAUGUUUGUUGUGAACUAUAAUCCUAAAACCCAUGGAGAAACGCAGCAGGUUAUUGUGAAGGGAGACCAGACUACAGUUGCUCUCACUGAUCUGAAGCCUGCCACUGAGUAUGUGGUGACGCUUAUGGCUCUUCGAGGCACAGCAAGAACAGAGCCCUUGGUCGGAUCUGUCACUACAGCAAUGUUGGAGCCAGCAUUUACUGAUACUCUGGAGGAGGCUAUCACUCCUUCUCCAUUUGGAAGAAUAACGACUCCAGUUGUUUCCCUGAUAUUAGAAGCAUCUGUGCCUGAGUUUUCCGGGACUGGUGAUGGUGAACUCAGUAAUCUAACUGUUUCUGAUGUAACUUCGGAUGGUGUCAAACUUUCCUGGAUGGCAGAAGUAGGAUUCUAUGACUAUUUUAUCAUAAAGUAUAGAAGUGAGCUUGGAAACGAUGAUGAGACAGAAAUCUCCGUGACUGGUGAUGAUUUAGCUGCUGAACUAAGAGGCCUAAUGCCCUCCACUCCUUAUAAGAUAUCUCUUUAUGGAAUUGCUGGUGGUCAACGCUCAGAGCCGCUGAACAUUAUAGCUACCACAGAAUCCUUUGACAAUACCACCACACAUUCUCCAAUCUCAGGAGCUGCCAAGCCAGAGAAUCUUCUGGUAAAAAAUGUAACUUCCAACAGCCUCAAGAUAUCAUGGACAGCGCCAAGUGGACUCUUUGAUAGUUUUCUUUUAAUAAUAAAGGAUAUUAAUGGAUCAAGUGUCCCUUUGAAGAUUUCCCUACCAGGUGAUCAGCAUACCACUGAUGUAACAGGGCUGGUAGCUGGCACUGAGUAUGAGAUUGAUCUUUAUGGAGUAUUCCAAGGCCACCUCUCGCAACCAUUGAAAGAUAUUGCAAAAACAGAAUCUGAACUUGAAAACUUAAUGGUCUCGGAAGUUACCUCCGGCAGCUUCAAACUCUCUUGGACAGCUGAUGAGUCCUUUCAAAACUUUGUUAUAGAUGUUAAAGACUCUGAUGGAUUAUUCGAACCAUUAACAUACACAGUACCAGGUGAUCAGUAUUCCAUAGACAUCCCGCAUCUUCAUGCUGCUACUGACUAUGAGAUUUCCAUCUAUGGUAUAAGUCAUGGUCAGCAAACAAAGCCACUAUACACUGAAGCUCAAACAGAGGCAGAACCCGAAGUGGGCAACCUAGUGGUUUCAGGCAUUACCUCAAACAGCUUCAGCCUCUCUUGGACGGGAAAGGACAAGGCAUUUGAAAGCUUUGUCAUAGAACUUAUAGAUUCUGACAGGUUCACAGAGCCACUGGAAUACACAGCACCGGGCAACGUGCAAACCACCCAACUCUCCAACCUCAUAGCUGGCACUAAUUAUGUGAUUUAUUUCUAUGGAAUUGUCAAUGGCCGACGUACAAUUCCUGCAACUACUGUUGUAUUGACAGAAGAAGAAGCUGAACUUGAGAACCUAGUUGUUUCAGGUAUUACCUCAGAAGGCUUCACACUCUCUUGGACAGCAGAAGAAGAGGCAUUUGAUUAUUUUAUCAUAGAUGUUAGAGAUUUUGACAGCUCGCUUGAUCCAAUACAGCAAGUUCUAUCAGGGAAAACACGAACUGCUGACAUCUCAGGUCUAGUAGAAGGCACUGGAUACCAAAUUAAUGUUACUGGCGUAAUUCAAGGCUGGCACACACAACCUCUCACUGCUCUCACUACUACAGAGCAAAAACUCAAAAUGGAAAACUUAGUGGUUUCACACAUAAACGCUUACGGAUUCAAAAUCUCAUGGAACGCAACGGACGGGGCCUAUGAAAGUUUUGUUAUAGUGGUUAGAGAUUCUGGCAGGUUGUUGGAACCAAUGGAGCACAGAGUGCCAGGCGAUCAUCACUCCAUUAACAUCACUGGUCUGAUCACUGGGAUUGGUUAUGAUAUUAAUAUCUAUGGUGUAGUCAAUGACCAGCUCUCUAAGCCCCUAUUUACUAAGACGGCUACAGAAGCUGAGCCUGAAGUGGACAACUUAUCAGUUUCUGAUGUUACCUCAAAUAGCUUCAAACUCUCUUGGACAACAGAUGAGAAUGUCUUUGAUUACUUUAGCAUUAGCAUUGGGGAUUCGAGAAAGGAAACUGCACCCCGGGACUACAUCGUGUCAGGGGAACUCCGAACAACUAACAUCACGGACUUACCCGAUGGUACUGAGUAUGAGAUUUCCUUGGUUGGCAUUUCAGAGGGACGAUAUUCACAGCCAUUAAAUACCAUAGCAACCACAGCAUUAGGAGCUCCUAAAUUUCUGCAGUUUACAGAUGUCACCGACACUACAGUGACACUCUGGUGGGACGUUGAGAGCAGCUACAUCACCAGCUUCAAGAUUAUUUAUGUGCCAACUGAUGGAGGUCCAAGUAACACUGUGACAGUCGAUGGCGGGAAGACACAAACUAUACUGAGGAGGCUGACCCCAGCCACUGAAUAUGAAGUCAAAGUCAUUGCUGUUAGAGGGCUUGAUGAGAGUGAAGCAGUUUCCGGCACAGUGCGUACAGCCCUGGACAGUCCAUCAGAAUUGAGAGUUGUGAAAGUCAUGGAUUCUGAAGCCCUACUGACAUGGAAACCCACAAUUGCUGCAGUAGAUGAAUAUGUGCUCAACGCUCAUACUGAGGAUGCUUCAGCUCUUCAACAGACAGAAAGGGUUUCAGGGGACCAAGUGCAGACUACCCUCUCCUCUCUUUUCCCUGGUACCUUGUACACUGUGUGGAUCAGGGCUGUGAAAGGCAUUAUGGAAAGUUCUGCUGCAUCUACUACUUUUACAACCGCCAUUGAUCCACCCAGAGACCUGAGAGUUGGAGAAAUUACAGCAACCAAUGCCAUUGUUUCUUGGAAACCUCCACAAGCUAAGAUUGAAGGGUACAUUAUGACCGUGGAAUCUGAAGAUGGGAGACCACAGAGAAUUGAGUAUUUCAGAGCUACAGAUACCUCAUACAGCAUGAGUGAACUGGUUCCAUCAAUGACAUACAUUCUGAGACUCCAGGCCUACACAGGGUCAGAGAGAAGCAAUGUGAUAGAGACCAGCUUCAUAACAGUUGGCUCCUUGUAUCCAUUCCCCAAGGAUUGCUCCCAAACAUUGCUGAACGGUGAAGCCAGUUCUGGACUUUACACCAUCUUCUUGCGUGGAAAUCGUUCUCAGCCAUUGGAGGUGUACUGUGACAUGACCACUGAUGGAGGUGGUUGGAUGGUUUUUCAGAGACGCCAGAGUGGCAGAGUCGAUUUCUUCAGAAACUGGAAGAAUUACACAAAUGGAUUUGGCAACCCUUCAGAUGAAUUCUGGUUAGGGCUUGAAAACCUUCACAAGAUUACAUCACAGGGUCAUUACCAACUGCGUGUGGAUUUCCGAGAUGAAGGGGACUCUGCUUAUGCAGUUUAUGACAGGUUCCUUAUCUCUGAUGCCAAAAGUCGAUACAAGCUACAUAUUGGAAGGUACAACGGAACAGCAGGUGAUUCCCUGUCUUACCACCAAGGUCGGCCAUUCUCCACAAGGGACAGAGACAAUGAUGUGGCUGUGACAAACUGUGCUCUGUCUUACAAGGGAGCCUGGUGGUACAAGAACUGCCACAAAGUAAAUCUGAAUGGGCGAUAUGGAGCUGAAAGCCAUAGCCAGGGUGUUAACUGGUUUCAUUGGAAGGGUCAUGAGCAUUCGAUUGCAUUUGUUGAGAUGAAAUUGAGACCACACAACUUCAGAAACCCACAACAGAGAAAGAAGAGAGCACAGUAACAUCAUUAAAAACCAAAUCAGCCAUCAACAGUAAAGGUUCAUAAUGUACAAAAAUAUCACUAAUUUAGUUCACAAUUGAGUUACUGUGUAAUAUGAGCCGUGCUAGCAAAGUGUUCUCAUCUUACAUGGGUUUAGCUCCACUCAGUUUAAACACCAAAGAUAAUUUUGACAAUAAUUAACAUAGGUUGUUAUUGCUUUUAGGGUCAUAGCUUUACGUAUGUUGCUUGGAGGCUGGGGGUGGGCUUUAUAUGUACAUCAUUAUACCUACACAGACAUCAGAGUGUAUUAUUUGUGUUUUUGUUCAUCGUGUUGGAGAUAUAUUGCCAUGGCAACACACUGACCAGUUGAUAUUAGAAGGUUAAUGUACAGAAGCUUCGUGUUUAACCAUCAAAUGUAUAAGCAGACUGUUUAAAUGUGGGUGCAGAUUUUUUUUGUUAAGGUAGAGCACCAGAUUUGUGGUACUUUACUGAAAAGAAGGUAUUGUUUGAAAAAGCACAAAUUGGUUCUUGCCAUUGGUUCGCAAUUUCAGGUACCUUUACUUUAAACAAAAAUCAACCAAAUGUUGAUUUUGUUAAAGCAUAGAACAACAGUAAUGUAUAUACCCAAAACUAGGAGCCCUUAUUAAAGUCACAUUCACAAAGAUUCAUUUGCUCCGUAGAAUAGGACAAGAUUUUUUCAGUAAAUUAACAAUGACACACAUGUUUAAAAAGAGUACAUUAUUAAAUGUAAUUUUGAGUUAUUUUUCCUCGUGGGAAGUUAUGUCUGGAUUGUUUAGAAUAAUCACAACGCAUCUUCCGUUUAUAUAAAUGGCAUGAUUAUUGUGCUGAAAUAAAAGGAAAAAUAAUGAAAUACUUUUAAGGAAUUCUAUUUUCAACGCAAGUGUAAAAUGUAAUAUUUUUGUCUUUCAAAUGUCCACAACCAAAAAUUUUUUUCCUGGUUUAUAUAAUGUCCUAACUCUGGAAACAUAUGAUCACUAGGACCUAAGUUAUACUGUACCACUAAAACCAUAAUAUACAUUUGUAAAAUAAUGAGUGUUUCUCACCUGAAUAAUUUCAAUGUAUGUUUCUGUGUACUCCUAAUUAAAAUAAAGUAAUGGUGUUUUAACAAAUUUA
This is a messenger RNA of Chiloscyllium plagiosum (whitespotted bambooshark), 8850 nucleotides long. The record is from RefSeq and is a predicted model, not a curated record. NCBI's taxonomy places the organism in Eukaryota, Metazoa, Chordata, Chondrichthyes, Orectolobiformes, Hemiscylliidae.